GGGAGAGCAGAGGAGAUCAGAGGAGACCUGAGGGUGUCUGUACGGCGGACGGUCCCUCGGUCCUGGACGAAAGAUGCUACAAUGAGCAGCUUCCUGGACUACACGGUGAUGAGCGGGGACGGCGGCUCAUGCUCGGUCAGGACUUUCCACACGGACCACGGUUUGACCACUUUCCAGUCCUGUGCAGUGAGUGUCAACAACUGCGGGGCGGAUGACCGGUUCAUGGGCAGCAGGGCUUCCCCUGAUGUCAUCCCCCACCAGGGGUCGUACCAGUCCAAUGCCCCCCCUCUGGGUCUUGCCUAUGGGGCCCACCCGGCCUGUAGCUCCAGCUAUGGACCCCAAAGUUUCUGUGCUACAUACAACCCAUACGCACUCAACCAGGAAGUUGACACCACAGCUGGAUUCCCACAGUGUGGCCCGUUGAUGUACUCGGGCAACAUUUCCUCCCCCAUGGUCUCGCAGCAUCGCCAAGGGUACAGUGGCGCCCCCCUGGGUCAGCUGCAGUACGCCCAUGCAGCCUACGGCGGCGGGCAUGAACAGGCCACCCCGUUUCCUGGCUGUUCGAACCCUCUGUCUCCUCUGCACGCAGCCCACCUGGAGGCAUGCUGUUCCCCUCUGUCCGAGGCUGCGUCCUCUGCCCAGACCUUUGACUGGAUGAAGGUCAAGAGGAACCCACCAAAAACUGGCAGGUCAGGGGAGUACGGCUACGGUGGUCAGCCCAACACUGUCCGGACCAACUUCACCACCAAGCAGCUCACAGAGUUGGAGAAGGAGUUCCACUUCAACAAGUACCUGACGCGUGCGCGGCGUGUAGAGAUUGCAGCUGCCCUGCAGCUGAAUGAGACUCAGGUGAAAAUCUGGUUCCAGAACCGGCGGAUGAAGCAGAAGAAGCGGGAGAAGGAGGGGCUGCUUCCGGCCAAAGCUCCAACAAGCUCGGAUGCUGGGGAAAACACAGAGGACAAAAAGGACGACGCAGCAUCCGAGAAGUCCAUUUCUGCUCCAUCCUCUCCUUCUCCCUCAACAUCCACGCUGUCGUCCACUGGAGCUGACCCUUACUCCUCUAACUGAGAGUUAGAGUCGAACAUGUCAUGGCGUCACACAUGCCACAGCUAUUGUGUCAGAGCCUGCAGAUGUGGACGAGUUUAUGCACUAAUGAGAACUUUGGAAAAAAAAUCUCCUGGUUAAAUACGUGUUGGAAGACUUUCAGUGUUUCGUGUACAUACCUGUGUACGUGAUGUUUCACACGGUUUCUGACUAAAUGUUAAAUCUGUGGCACAACAUGAUCCUGUUUUUUCACGCCCCCCCCCCUCACGAGCGAAUACCUCACAUGUGCCAAAGACGUGCGUGAUGGCCGAGGCCGGACUGAUUGCCCGGGAUGUCGAUCAAUCAGGCAACAAACAAUCAACCAACACCUUAUAGAGUUUAUUGUGAAAGUGUGUCUGUGACUUUCUGAAUGUAUUCUGUGUGAGGUUUGCACGACGCGCAAUGCUUUCAUGUGUUUACGAGCGAGGCACUGAGUUUUAUCAGUUGGAGAUCCGAGCUUCGUGGUCACGUGAUUGUCGGAGCAGGCUUUAAUCUGUGGUCUAUGUAAUCCAGGGAGAGUGGAUUGUCCAGAGAGACGUUUACGGGUUAAUCAUGAGUAUUAAAGUGCGUUUACUUCAAAUGAAAACUCUUCAUGUGUCGUUGAUGAGCGCAAACAUCUGGUAAAUCAUACUUUUUUUUUAAAAAAAGUCUCCACUUUAACCCACCAAUCAGAGCACAUGUCUUCAGUUCUUUUUAUGUCCCAUAUCUGAGUCUCUCAAUGUAUGCGGC
Messenger RNA from Cynoglossus semilaevis (tongue sole), 1812 nucleotides. It is a transcript of the gene hoxa1a, whose product is annotated as homeobox A1a. Gene Ontology annotation, biological process: regulation of transcription by RNA polymerase II. The record is from RefSeq and is a predicted model, not a curated record. Gene Ontology annotation, cellular component: nucleus. The transcript is spliced from 2 exons. Gene Ontology annotation, molecular function: DNA-binding transcription factor activity, RNA polymerase II-specific; RNA polymerase II cis-regulatory region sequence-specific DNA binding. NCBI's taxonomy places the organism in Eukaryota, Metazoa, Chordata, Actinopteri, Pleuronectiformes, Cynoglossidae. Bases 82 to 1068 code for a protein of 328 amino acids.